ACUCAGACACCUAAACCGAUAUACACAAAACAAAAACCCUAAUUCGAUCCAACUUGAACGUAAAAGCUUUUAGGGUUUUUGAGGGGUUUCUUUUAUCGCUCAAUCAUCGUGUUUCUUCCACCUGCAAAUACAAUCACAGUUCAAAAUGGAGAUACAACAUGAUGUUUCGGAUGAGCUUGAAAUCAAAGUAAAGAAGUACCAGAGAGGUGAAGCUGCUGAUUUGGAGUCUUUGAAAGAUAAAAAGUUGAAGGGUCAGCUUGCUAAUAAAGAAGAGUUGUUCAAGAGGUCUGCAAAUGCUGCUGCUAAGGCUGAGAAGUGGCUUAUGCAAACUGAGGAAGGGCGGCUAGAACCCGAAGGUCUUGAGAAAACAUGGAGGUUUAACCAACAAUCAAUUGCUAAUGAAGUUGACGUUGCCAGUAGAAAGAAUCAGUUUGAUCUUGUUCUACCAGAUCUCGGUCCGUACACACUAGAUUACACCUCUAGCGGUCGAUACAUGUUGUCCGCAGGACGCAAAGGCCACCUGUCAAUUAUAGACUUGCAUAGCUUGAAACCUAUUAAAGACAUGCAGGUUAGGGAAACCGUUCGUGAUGCGGUGUUUUUGCACAACGAAUUGUUCUUUGCUGCCGCACAGAAGAAGUACACUUAUAUUUAUAACCGAGCAGGCACAGAACUUCAUUGUCUUAAGGAACAUGGUGCCGUAUUAAAGCUUCAAUUUCUCAAAAACCACUUUCUCUUAUCAUCCAUUAACAAAUCAGGUCAUCUACAUUAUCAAGAUAUCACCACCGGCCAAAUGAUCGGAAAUUACCGUAGCCGCCUUGGCCGUUCGGAUGUCUUACAACACAACCCUUACAACAGUGUUCUCGCAUCAGGCCACUCUGGCGGUACCGUAAGGAUGUGGAAACCCACUAGUCAAGCGCCGCUUGUCGAGAUGCUUUGCCACCGUGGUCCCGUCACCGCCAUCGCUUUUCAUCCAAACGGUCAUCUCAUGGCGACAGCUGGCAUGGACAAGAAACUGAAAAUUUGGGACUUAAGGACAUACAAACCUGUUCAAACGCUACCUGGUCUUGCGAAGUCUAUUGACUUUAGUCAAAAGGGUAUGCUCGCCACCUCAACGGGAUCAUUCGUUCAAGUUUUGGCGACUUCGGAUUCACAGGAUUACGGUCGGUAUAUGAUUCACACUAUGGCAAAAGGUUACCAGAUUAAUAAAGUUUUGUUUAGGCCGUAUGAAGAUGUUUUGGGCAUAGGGCAUUCAAGCGGGCUGUCUUCGAUUCUUAUUCCCGGAUCCGGUGAACCCAAUUUUGAUUCAUGGGUUGCGAACCCGUACGAGACGGUUAAACAGAGGAGAGAGAAGGAAGUGCGGGUCCUACUUGAUAAGCUUCCACCGGAGUCCAUCAUGCUGGACCCCACACAAAUUGGAAACUUGAGGAAUAGUAGGAAGAAAGAAAAGCCGACGAAAGAAGAAACAGAGGCGGAGAAGGAGGCUGCGGUUGCUGCCGCCAAGAAUGUUUCUAUAAAGAAGAAAACGAAGGGGAGGAGUAAGCCGAGUAAGGUGGCCAGGAAGAAACAAGAAGGAAUAGAACAAGCGAAAAGGUCGUUUGUCGAGCAAAAUGAGGAUGGGGUGAUGAAGAAGAAGCAAAAGAGAGUGACGGAUACCAGUGAUCUGCCUAUCGCCUUGCAGCCGUUUGUUAGCCGAAAAGCGACCUGAAAUUUGCCUCAAGUCUUCUUGUUAUACCAUAUUUCAAUUACAUAUUUCAAGAUCCAAUUUUGCAUAAUUUUGUUAGUUAAAUGGUUAUUCAUGAUUAUUAAUAUGUUUUUUUUUCGGGUA
This is a messenger RNA of Helianthus annuus (common sunflower), 1825 nucleotides long. Its product is annotated as probable U3 small nucleolar RNA-associated protein 7. Gene Ontology annotation, cellular component: small-subunit processome; 90S preribosome; nucleolus. The record is from RefSeq and is a predicted model, not a curated record. Bases 146 to 1705 code for a protein of 519 amino acids. Lineage: Eukaryota; Viridiplantae; Streptophyta; Magnoliopsida; Asterales; Asteraceae. The transcript is spliced from 8 exons. Gene Ontology annotation, molecular function: protein binding. Gene Ontology annotation, biological process: maturation of SSU-rRNA from tricistronic rRNA transcript (SSU-rRNA, 5.8S rRNA, LSU-rRNA).